Molecule: messenger RNA, 577 nt
Organism: Cimex lectularius (bed bug)
Lineage: Eukaryota; Metazoa; Arthropoda; Insecta; Hemiptera; Cimicidae
Gene: mRpL42
Product: 39S ribosomal protein L42, mitochondrial
Exons: 1
Coding region: 118-480 (120 amino acids)
Cellular component (GO): mitochondrial large ribosomal subunit
Source: RefSeq, a predicted model, not a curated record
UUGGGCACGAAACUACUCAGGAGGUUCUUUAGAAAACAAGUGUGCUAGUUAAGAUACCAACCGGACUAUAGUAUAUUCAUUAUUCAAUUCAAUAGGUACAAGGACCAUAGGUCGGUCAUGUCUUUAGUCGUGAGACUGUUGAACAGCGGCAGAAGAUGGGAUUCGGCGGCAAGGGCAGUUCGUAACUUUUCGUCCAGGACGAUCGAAGAUCCGAUCGUCGUGACGGACGAAGGUUCGACUAUAGUCUGCUGGCAUCCCGAGAAAAGUUUCCCUUACGAGUGUACCACCCCGAUGCCCCUUUCUGCUCCGAAGCCCCUCCAGGUGUUGAAGAUGGCGCAGCCGAUGAAGGUCUUCAAACCGGCCCUAGACCAGGUAGAACGCGAAGAGCUCAUGAAGAUCACGUACACGACCAAACACAGAUGGUUUCCAAAGAAACGCUCCAGGAAAUUGAAGCUACCCAAGGACAGGGAAUUUUUGUAAAUAAUUAGCGAAAGAUUCAACUUUUUUUAUUAGUCCUUAUAUUUUGUAAUAUUUAAUGUAAACUUAAAAUACAUCUAUUCUAUUUUACUUGAGAAAA